AUGAGUUCGGGAGAGUUGCCUUGUUAUACUCUCAUUCACGUUCCCACUGAUGCUGACCUCCCCAAUGAAGCCCAGCUAAAGGAGAAGUUUGAGAAAGGCACUGAUAAGGAGAAAACAGAUGCGCUGAAAAAGUUGAUCUAUAUGAUCCAAAAUGGCGAGAAAGUUGGACAAGGAAUGUUAAUGUACGUCAUCCGAUUCCUGCUUCCCUCAAGCGACCACACGCUGAAGAAGACCUUGCUCAUCUUUUGGGAGGUCGUUCCAAAGACAAAUGCUCAAGGGAAACUUCUCCAAGAAAUGAUUCUUGUUUGUGACGCCUACAGGAAAGAUCUUCAGCAUCCCAACGAAUUCGUUCGUGGGUCCACACUCAGGUUCUUGUGUAAACUGAAGGAGCCUGAAUUACUGGAGCCUUUGAUGCCUUCGAUUAUUGGAUGUCUAGAGCAUCGUCACUCUUAUGUACGUAGAAAUGCUGUUUGCGCCAUCUUCACUAUCUACCGCAACUUCGAGUUCUUGAUUCCUGAUGCUCCUGAAUUGGUGUCAAACUUCCUUGAAGGUGAACAGGAUGCUUCAUGCAAACGGAAUGCAUUCAUGAUGCUUCUUCAUGUCGACCAAGCUCGUGCUCUUGACUAUUUAUCUGGCUGUAUUGACCAAGUAGCUCAAUUUGGUGAUAUUCUGCAAUUGAUAAUCGUGGAACUUAUUUACAAGGUUUGUCAUGCGAAUCCUGCUGAAAGAUCGCGCUUCAUACGAUGUGUCUACAAUCUCCUUCAGUCUUCAUCAGCUGCUGUCAGGUAUGAGGCCGCCGGUACACUAGUAACUCUCUCAGCUGCUCCUGCUGCUAUCAAAGCUGCAGCUACGGCAUACAUUGACCUUAUUGUCAAAGAGAGCGAUAACAAUGUUAAGCUGAUUGUUCUCGAUAGACUGAUGGACCUGCGUCAAACGCCGUCGCAUGAAAAGGUUCUGCAAGAACUCGUCAUGGAUAUCCUAAGGGUGUUGUCAUCGCCCGGACUUGACGUUCGGCAGAAGACACUCAAUCUGGCUCUCGACCUUGUUUCGAGUAGAAAUGUCGAAGACAUGGUUAUGUUCCUGAAAAAGGAGAUAGCAAAGUCAACUUCUGCGUCUGCGGAGGAGGCUGGAAGAUACCGUCAAGCACUCGUCAAGACCCUCCAUGCAGCUACGAUCAAGUUCCCCGAUGUCGCUGCAUCAAUAGUUCCAGUUCUUAUGGAAUUCCUCUCUGAUGAGAAUGAAAUGGCUGCGCAGUAUGUUCUGCUGUUUGUGCGUGAAGCUGUACACAAGCUGCCUCAUCUCAAAGAGACGAUUCUUCAUUCGUUGCAAGAAGGGUUGCCUUCUAUUCGUAAGCCGAAGGUGUUCAUGGCUGCCUUGUGGAUCCUUGGAACGUAUUGCGAGUCUGAUGCUGCAGUACUGUCAGUACUUCGUCUAAUCAAGGCUUCCCUUGGCGAACUGCCACUUGUGGAAACGGAAAUGCGUCUUUCAGAGGGAGAGGAACCAACACACGAGGAGACCACAGAGAAAAAGAAUGUUCCAAAGAGACUGGUCACGGCUGACGGAACCUACGCGGCGCAAUCGGCUCUCUCUGUAUCGACAAAAACUGUCAACAAGGAAAAGCCUCCUCUCAGGCAGUUCCUUCUCGAUGGAGAUUUCUUCCUCGGUGCCUCCUUGGCCACAGUGUUGAACAAACUUGCUGAACAGUUCACGAAGAACAACGAAGCAAACUCACAGAGAUCGAAUCGUUUCCGCGGAGAAUGCAUGUUCAUCCUGGCAUCAAUCAUCAAUCUAGGGAAAAGUGGUCUCGCAAAGCAGAAUAUUACUGAAGAUGAUCUCGAUAGGAUGGGAACAACGAUCAAGUUGCUGGCCCAGGGUUGUUCUGAAUUGGAGGAUGUAUUUGUCGAGAGAUGCAAGGAUAGUCUAGAGCUGAUGUUGUCCAGUCGCCAACAGGACAAGGCAGAUGAAAUAUCAACGAAGAAGAAGAAGAAUAUUGUCGAGGUUGAUAAAACCAUAAUGUUCACACAGCUGAGCGCUCGAGCUGAUGCCAGCAUUGGAGAAAAUCUCUUCGACCUAUCCCUUUCUCAAGCCUUGGGAACGGCUCCCAAAACCCAGAGAUUCGACUUCUCCAGCUCGAAACUUGGCAAAGUUAUCCAGUUGGCCGGUUUUUCCGAUCCCAUCUAUGCAGAAGCUUACGUCAAUGUCAACCAGUAUGAUAUCGUUCUCGACGUACUCAUUGUUAAUCAAACUGCUGACACGCUGCAGAACGUCUCGUUGGAGUUGUCUACGGUUGGCGAUCUCAAGCUUGUCGACAAACCCACACCUAUCACGUUGGCAGCAGCUGACUUCGCCAACAUUAAGGUACAGUUCGUGCGACAAGCACUACAUUUAGAUGCUGCUGUUGUUUGUGACAUAGGCAGCAACCCAUAUCAUUAA
Molecule: messenger RNA, 2433 nt
Organism: Cooperia oncophora
Lineage: Eukaryota; Metazoa; Nematoda; Chromadorea; Rhabditida; Trichostrongylidae
Source: the annotation of a GenBank genome assembly